UUGCAAAGUUUAAAAAUGUUCUUAAUUUUGGCGUAAUGCAAAAAAGGAUUUUUGAUGAAUUUUUGUCCUACAGAUUAAUUUUUUUUCGUUUUUUUCUUGUUUUUUAUUUGGUUCUCUCUUGUUUUUCAACAAUGUUUUUAUAAAUUUUCUAAAAUAACCUAAAUGGAAUUGUAGGAGAAAUCAUAAAUUUUGCUCUAAAUUUUAAUUUAAUAAAUAAUGGCUUCUUAUGCUUCAUCAUCAAACUCUGGAACGAUUGACGAGAAAUGUCAUACAUUAUUCGAUGGCGUUAGGAAGAUUAAUCAACUUUCUGAGGCUCUUGUUGCUCAAAAUGCUUAUUUAAUUAAGCGUGUUCAAGACUUGGAGGAGCGUUUACAACAAGAACUUGACCACAAGAAGCGUUUGCAUCAAGAGCUUGAAAUUAGUCGUUGGGCAACACAUCGUGAAUGA
Meloidogyne enterolobii is the source of this 447-nucleotide messenger RNA. The record is from the annotation of a GenBank genome assembly. Lineage: Eukaryota; Metazoa; Nematoda; Chromadorea; Rhabditida; Meloidogynidae.